AUGGAAGAAAAAAAGUACUAUGAAAAUUUGAAAAAUUUGACUCACGCAACCUUUUGCUUUGAGAAUGAAGAUCAUACAUUAGGAAAUUGUUUGCGGUGUAUUUUAUUACAAAAAGAAGGCGUGGAAUUUGCAGGAUAUACAGUGCCUCAUCCAACACAACCUGAAAUUAAUGUUAGAAUUCAGACAACAGGAAAACCAGCUGUAGACGUUUUAAAAGAAUCGCUAGAUGAUUUAGGAAAUAUGUGUGAUAUAAUGUUGAACAAAUUUAAUGAUGCUUUAAAACAGUCAUGA
Molecule: messenger RNA, 291 nt
Organism: Plasmodium adleri (nom. inval.)
Lineage: Eukaryota; Apicomplexa; Aconoidasida; Haemosporida; Plasmodiidae
Product: DNA-directed RNA polymerase I/III subunit, putative
Exons: 3
Coding region: 1-291 (96 amino acids)
Biological process (GO): DNA-templated transcription
Cellular component (GO): RNA polymerase III complex; RNA polymerase I complex
Molecular function (GO): DNA-directed RNA polymerase activity; DNA binding; protein dimerization activity
Source: RefSeq, a predicted model, not a curated record